GCUCGCGCGCCACACUCCUCGAACCACCACCACCACCACCACGUGUUCGAUCGCGUCCUCCAAGCCCCAGCACCUACGCGUCGUCGCGCCAUGGCCGGCUUCGGCUUGGACCAGCACCUCGACCUCAUCCGCGCCCACCUCCUCGAAGACGCCCACCACCACGUCCUCGCGCCAUCGCCGUCGCCCUCGCCACCGGGUACUGGGCGUGUCAGGCCGGCGCCCGUGUCGCUGCCCCCGAGGCCGCCGCUCCUGUGGGCGGCGGCGUCGGCGGCGCCGCGGCAGCAGGAGGAGUGCUUCGAGCUCGGCGGCGGCUACGCGGGGGAGGGGGAGGGGGAGGAGGAGGACGACUUCCGGCGGUACCGCGGGGUGCGGCAGCGGCCGUGGGGCAAGUACGCGGCGGAGAUCCGGGACCCGGCGAGGAAGGGCGCGAGGGUGUGGCUCGGCACCUACGACACCGCCGUCGAGGCCGCGCGCGCCUACGACCGCGCCGCGUUCCAGCUCCGCGGGUCCAAGGCCAUCCUCAACUUCCCCAACGAGGUCGCCGCCGACGCCGCCGUCAAGUGGGCCCCUCCCGUCGCCCCUAUCCCCGCCGCCGCCAUGUCCGCCGGAAGAGGCAAGAGGGUGAGGUCGGAGGAGCAGUACUACUUGAGGGAGGUGAAGAAGGAGAGGCUGAUCAUGGCGCCGCCGGAGAACUCCUCCUCGUCGUCGUCGUCGGCGGCGGCGGCAGCCGGAGACAUCUGGGACGAGCUGAAGGGGAUCUGCAGCCUGCCGCCGCUCUCGCCGCUGUCGCCGCACCCGCACAUGGCCUUCCCGCAGCUGUUCGUAAGCUGAUCGAUCGCUAGCUCCGGCCAUGGACGGCGCCGUGGCGAGCUUGGAGUGCAGCCAUGGCGCGCGCCCGGCGCGGUACACGCAUGGCUGCCGCGUGGUGGUGUCCGUGACGUCACGUGCGAAGGAUAUGGCCUUAAUCCUGAAUUAGAUAGGGUGUUCUUUGAUUAAUUCGCUAAACUUCGUAAUAUUAGGUAAUCGAUUUGGCUUUCGGCCAAAUAUUGAAUUCUUUCGUUCUAUUGCUGCUCAGGUGAUCGAUGAUCAUAGUAGCUUCAUUGCGAUUUGUCAAUGAAAUGAUAUAAAUAUGUAUUAAUUACAAGUUGAAGAGUACUAAUGAAGAACAUCAGAGGCUCAGAGCAAUUGAGCGCACAUCUCGUUAA
Oryza sativa Japonica Group (Japanese rice) is the source of this 1205-nucleotide messenger RNA. Its product is annotated as ethylene-responsive transcription factor 5. The record is from RefSeq and is a predicted model, not a curated record. Gene Ontology annotation, molecular function: DNA-binding transcription factor activity; DNA binding. Gene Ontology annotation, biological process: ethylene-activated signaling pathway; regulation of DNA-templated transcription. Lineage: Eukaryota; Viridiplantae; Streptophyta; Magnoliopsida; Poales; Poaceae.